Megalopta genalis is the source of this 1623-nucleotide messenger RNA. NCBI's taxonomy places the organism in Eukaryota, Metazoa, Arthropoda, Insecta, Hymenoptera, Halictidae. The record is from RefSeq and is a predicted model, not a curated record.
CAAGGGUCGAAGACGCGUUAUUAGCGAGUACUCGCUAAUUUGCUUUUUAAAUAUUAAUUUAAAUAUUGCGACUUAACAGUAAUAAAAUAUCAAUUAUAACGUGGUUAGAAGUGCGGUGGUGCAAUUUGUGGCAAAAUUCUGACGUUUUCGUAGAAAAUGGAUCAACAUGACUUCAAAUGUUGUUAGCAGAGUAACCAGACAAACCAGAAGCUAUUGAUGAUCGUGGAAAAAUUCUGAUCUUUAUUUUGGCUUUGUAAACAUCCACAACCACAAGCAGCAAUUCAAAACCAUUACCAAACGAGAUCCACUGCCGAUUGCAGUCAGUAAUCACCGAUCGAACACCAUCUGCAAUGGAUAAUAUUUUGGAUUUGGAGAGGCUGGCAGUUUAUAACCGAUCGAAAUUUAUUGUCGAUCUAUCGAACUUGGAAAAAUCAACUUGUGGCCAGUAAAAUCGGGUUUCCAGACCGUUGUGGGCUGGCCACGGCAGUCGUCGCAGAUCACCGUGAUCCUUCUUACAUCCUGACCGUGCAAUGAGAGAUUAUCAAAAUGAAGGCGGAGGUGAUCGUAAUUGAGACACCAAUGGACCGUGGUUCAUCGGCGAUGAAGGAAAGCAUACACGAUGACGAAUUCGGCGUCGAGGCAGAGCUGACGAGCCUCUCGUGGUUACAAUCGCUCGAUAUUACAAGUGCUUCUAAUUUACCAACACCGCCCUGUUCUCCAUCUCCUCCACCUGUAAAUAGACAAGCAAAAAAAAAACUUUCGCCUUUGAUCAAGGCUGAACUGGAUUUGGCCGAGAACGCCGAAAAGUAUCGAACCGAUCCAGACGCAAAACCGCCAUUUUCUUACGCCACGAUCAUAUGCCUGGCGAUGCGAGCGAAUAACAAUAAAGUGUCUCUAUCGAACAUAUACGCCUGGAUCCGGGAGAACUUUUUAUUUUAUAAAUAUGCUGAUCCGGCCUGGCAGAAUUCGAUUCGGCACAACCUGUCGUUGAACAAGUGUUUCGUGAAGCUGCCACGGUCGAAGGGCGAGCCGGGGAAAGGCGGCUUCUGGAAGCUGGACUUGGAGCGUAUGGAGGAGGGCAAGAAGCUGAAGCGACGCGCGACGAUGUCGCAGCGUGUCCGCGGUAUGAAGAAGCAAAGCCCGGUGACCAAGAUUCUAGUGAACAAUCCGCUGAACCAUUGUGCACCGUCGAACAGCUCUCUGUCGACGCUGUACGAGACACCCCCGAGUAGCGUGUCCCCGCCAAUUCCAGACUGUCUCUCCGAAAUGACCGACUCCACGCAAGUUAGUUUAAGCGAGGACGACCUCACCGGCUUGUUAAUCGCGACCGCGGGCUGGGACGAGAAUCAGCUGGAUCUGUUGGAUUCUCUUCUGGACACGCUGUAGGAUCGUAGGACGUAGAAAUGUAGAGAAUCAACCGGUCGAUUUUCUUUCACGACUCGAUUAUGCUCAAAGACCGUUUCGUUCUCGUUUCUUACCGAUGCGCGUCUGAUUUCGUUCCUAGGUCAGUAAAUUCUCCUCGAUCGACGCUUGGGUUGUGCGCAAGAAUUGGGUAAUUCGGGGAGAGGAGAUGCGAUAUUUUACAGCUAUCGAUUGUCAACGACUGUAAAAAUGGCCCACGAG